Babesia bovis T2Bo is the source of this 1246-nucleotide messenger RNA. RefSeq lists its product as uncharacterized. The coding region runs from base 140 to 1234 and encodes 364 amino acids. The transcript has a single exon. NCBI's taxonomy places the organism in Eukaryota, Apicomplexa, Aconoidasida, Piroplasmida, Babesiidae. The record is from RefSeq and is a predicted model, not a curated record.
GAUUAUACGUGUUACUAAAUCCAAGGAGCUGUUACAGCUGAUACGCUUAUUGCAGGGUUCCCGUAUAUUACCAUGUGGCAAUCCGACCAAUGGCUAUUGCAUAAAACCUGGAUCGUGGCACAAUUCGGUUUAUAGGUAUAUGAAUCAUUGGAAUUCCUUGAGUCAUCCUAGGAACCCUAGAAUCCCUAAGGACACCCGUUGGUGCAUAUAUGACUUGAGAUGUAGUCCUCGUGGUCCCGUAUUCUGCGCAGGUACUUUGCGCAACAAUACUGGAAGUACUGCUGGCGCCAUCAAUCCUACAAUGUCACUCUAUGUAGGAUCAGUGACACACCAAUUCCACAUUAUGCGUCGCAUAUCGUGGUCUGAAGGUAAACUCCAGCUAGAUUCCAUAACUAAAGCUUUUUUCUAUACCCUAUCUGGUCCCAGGAUAAACAAGGUUGUGUAUAACGAUUCCGUAGAUCUCGCUUGCUGGCUUGGUUAUAAUUGUAAUGUCACAUUUCGGAAUGUACUUGAUUUGUGUUAUAUGUAUGUAACACAAUCUGAGAAUAUCCAUGUAACAAACAGUUAUUCUAUGAUCAAGGAGAUGCUGGAUCAUUCUGUUGAGGCACAACAGAAGACCAGAUAUUUAAACUCCUUUGCUGGCAACAACGCUAGAUACCAUUUAUUGAUGUUUAACCAAUUGGUGCGAUACCUCCUUGAUAAACAUGGCCACCCUGAAAGUGCGUGGAAAACUAAUAUACACCAAAUGAUCGAGUCUUUAGCUCAGGGGUACCAUUGUUACCAUAUGCAAUCCGCGGAUGGCGGUAUUACUGUUGGUGAGUACACUCCUAGUGACUUUAAAGGACAACUAGAGGCUACUAUUGACCUCAUAGUUGUGAAGCCUACUCGUGCAAUUAAUAUACUUGACCAUAGUCCUGUGUUGGCGAUAUUAAAGCAGAAAUCAUAUGUUGACAGGACUGCAUUGCUUAAUACGGGCAUGUUUGUGGUAUCUCCAUUGGAUAAUGUGGUACAUCCACUCUAUGCAUUGGUGGCACCUGAUUUAUUUUACCAAUUCUCUGAUGUUGAGGUUGGUGAAGCCAUACAGGUUAUACCUAUUAAAGAGCCAAGCGGCAUUGUGAAAUUAUAUAACAUUUACGAUAGGUUCUGUUGCUAUGUAGAGCGUCAGCAUGGUAACACUCUUUUUUACGAUAUACGGCUAAGGAAGCUAGUUCCUAGGAUUACUCGUCCUCGCUGAAGAGAUCACUGC